GUUCGCCAGACCAUUCGCUUGUGGCAGGAGCUGCACAGUUCGCCAGACCAUCCGCUCGUGGCAGGAGCUAACCGCUGUGACAGGCAGCACCCAGGGCGGGCGGACCAUCCGACCUGCCAACUGGCAGCGCCCACCGGCGGUCUAAUCGCUCUGCAGGUCGAACCCAGCGGUGGAAUUGACCCUCUUCCUCGCAGAAGAUGUCGUUCCUCAGACUCGUCCUGUACUCGGUGGUGUUGGCGCAGUACCUCACUCGGACGGUAGUGACCUCGGCGAACAUUCUGUGCCCCGACGGCUGCAUCUGCUCUGCUCACAGCCUGCAUGUCGGGUGUACCAACAUCAGCCUGGCCGACGUUCCCACCCGGCUGGCCGACACCACCACCCAGCUGCGGCUCAGUUCAGAGCACCUGCCCGAGAUUCCAGCCGACAUUUUUAUCAACCUGUCUCAUCUGGUCAUCCUGUACCUGAACGACAACAACAUCAGCAGGCUCGCGCCAGGUGCAUUCAAUGGACUGGGUGAACUGCAAUACCUGCACCUCAAUAACAACAGCAUCGAAGAACUCGAAGUUGGCGUUUUUGAGAAUGUAACCGCCUUGGAGUUCCUACACCUGGAAAACAAUCUCCUCACUGAUAUAGUACCAGGUGUGUUUUCCUCCUUGGUAAACCUGAACGUUCUUGACCUUAGUAACAACCGUCUCACCACUGUGCUAAACUUUACUUUCAAGAGCCUUUCAGCACUGCGAUGGCUACUGCUCAGUAAUAACCGCAUCACUACCAUCUCGUCAAAGGCCUUCUCUGGCAACAGAGUGCUCAGGAAGCUUUGCCUUGACAACAACAACCUGACCUCUGUGCGGUUCCGUGGCCUGAAGAGACUAGAAAUCCUGCAGCUUAGCAACAACAACAUGUCCAGUUUGAAGUCUAUCAUCUUUGAAGCAAAGUUGAAGUUCCUGUCACAGCUUUACUUGGACAACGCACUUCUGGAUGAAGACCCUGCCCAGGCCCUUUCCAAGCUCCGAAAGCUGGAGAUUCUGAGCGUGAGGAACAACCGCCUGGUGACCCUUUCCAACACCAGGUCCUUCAAGUCCGUCAGGCAGUUCCGGCUGAGCGGGAAUACCUGGCGGUGUGACUGCAAGCUGAUCUGGCUCCGAGCGUGGCUUCUGAAGCAGAGGGAGGCAGACCAGAGGGAGGUCAUGUGCAGCUCGCCCAGUCCACAUGCAGGGAAACUUCUGGUCAAUGUACAGCCACAGCUUCUGACUUGUCCUCCAUACAGUUUUGAAGUCACUACCAUUCCACCGCUAACAGCCAAGAAUAAAACUCACACUUCAAGUGGUCCUCCUCUCCAAGGAACUGAUCAGGCCCCACCAUCAAAGCUUAGCAGCAAGCAGAUAACCACAAGGGCUAAUACUAUGGAAAGGGCCAACUCUGUAAACCCGGACCUGUGCCUCUCACACCGCAUCAAAGAGGUCACUAUAAGCGACGUGACCUCAAGCUCCCUGCUGGUGAACUGGGAUAUUCUGAAGGACAUGGGUGAUGAGUAUGAGGUUCGCUACAGUACUGCUACACAAGUGCAAAGCCUUCACAUGAUUGGGGGGGUUAGAGAAGUGGAGCUGAACCAACUCAGUCCCGGAACAGUUUAUAAAAUCUGUGUGAUCCCUCAGAGUGUGAACAUCAAUGAAUGUCAUCAGCCCGCCUCCAAUCAGUGCUCUGAAGCACAUACUUCAGGAUCAAUAGGAAAUACAGAUAAGAGUACAUUAGUUGGAGGUGUCACUGUGAUCGUUAUUCUAUUAAUUACCGUCGCUUUAAUUGCUGCCUUCAAACUGAAGUCAAGGCACGCAGGCUUCCAGAGACAUUAUGAUGACGAUGCAUCCACAUGUAUUGAACACAUUGAAACAGAAGAAAGCAAGGUGGAUUUUGAUCAUAUUAACAGUGCGUUUGAAGAAGUCACUGACGACAACAAUGGGUAUUUUUCACAUUUGGCUCAAAGUCCAAAGGUCCAGGAUGUGUGCACAGUGGAUUGCUAUGUAGCCCCUGAAGCCAAGUUUGGGCCAUCUUUAAGCAAUGACAUCUUGUAACACAGUGCCGGCCUGACAUCACUGAUGCAUUGCAGGCAAGGUGCAAGUCCCCUGAUUCGAAAUGAACUCACAUACCUUUGAAAGGAAUAAGGCAUCUUCAUUAAAAUAUCAAAGUCAUUUAAUCCUUUCUGAACUGUAUCAACAUUUACUUGUGCAUUGCCUCCUUUUACAGAGAAAUCAUUUGAAGAGGGGAGAAAUGAGUCAAGAAGAUAUUGAGCUUUCACUGCAAUUAAACUAUUAAGUGUUUCCUGGCCAGGUUUUAUCCUUAAAUACAAAUCAUGUAAUCAUCCUCUCAUUGUCUGGAGAUGCUUACCACGUGCAAAUUGACUGCCAUUUUUCCUGAAUGUGUUUGGCUGUGAAACACUUUGGGAUAUCCCGAGGUUGCAACAGUAGCUGUAUAUAUGCAAGUUCAGCCAUCUUUAUUUGUGUUUUUGCUCUUUACAUAGAUUUAAUCGUUUGGCAAUGAGACAUGGAAGCCAUCUGGGAUUAGUCUCUGAAGUGACCAACUGGGCACUGAGGAUUUGCAAUGUGACAACGUGUUAUAUUUCCAAAAAUAAAGUACACAGUAGAUAUUGCCAAGAAAAUGGAUCCUCCAAAUUUGGAGAAAUUUUGGUUAUAAUAAAAUACUGUAGUUGCUUUCAACAUAGAUGACUUCAACAUGGUCUCUCGAGAUGCUGUGCAUUAGACUGCCAUAUAAAAUGAGGCAUAAUACAACGUAGUGUGCCUACCUUCACCGCAAUGACAACAUACGCAUACCAAGCCCAG
This is a messenger RNA of Mobula hypostoma (lesser devil ray), 2834 nucleotides long. RefSeq names its product chondroadherin-like. Lineage: Eukaryota; Metazoa; Chordata; Chondrichthyes; Myliobatiformes; Myliobatidae. Gene Ontology annotation, molecular function: protein binding. The record is from RefSeq and is a predicted model, not a curated record. Bases 198 to 2069 code for a protein of 623 amino acids. The transcript has 4 exons. Gene Ontology annotation, cellular component: extracellular matrix.